Sus scrofa (pig) is the source of this 1540-nucleotide messenger RNA. The record is from RefSeq and is a predicted model, not a curated record. Lineage: Eukaryota; Metazoa; Chordata; Mammalia; Artiodactyla; Suidae.
UGUGGGGAGUUCUCAAGCGUGGCCACACACGGAGGACAAGUUAUAGCACAUCGAGGUGGAGGGGGCCUCGGCCGUCAUUGAACACCUGGGCCGUUUUGCAGGCAGGCAAAGGGUUACCAGAGAACUCCUGCGGCUCAACAGCCCUCUGCUGACCGCCCAUCGUGCAAAGGGCAGGAUGCAAAGCGUGCGGGGAGACUGGGAUCUAUCAAGCCUCGAGUCGCAGAUGACUUCGGUCCGCAAACAACCCCUAAUAUUCGAGCGAGGCCGGGGACCAGGGGUGCAUGAACCGCUCUCCAGGCGGCAGAGGCCAUAGAGCAGAGGGCUCUCGGCGGUCACACCGGAAGUUCUCCGCCCCUCGGCACGGACACCUGGGCUUCCUGCCGCACAAGAGAAGCCGCCGGCACCGGGGCAAGGUGAAGACGUGGCCACGGGACGACCCCAGCCAGCCUGUGCACCUCACGGCUUUCCUGGGCUACAAGGCCGGCAUGACACACACUCUGCGGGAGGUGCAUCGGCCAGGGCUCAAAAUUUCCAAGCGGGAGGAGGUGGAGGCAGUGACGAUUGUGGAGACACCGCCUCUGGUGGUGGUGGGCGUGGUGGGCUACGUGGCCACCCCUCGAGGCCUGCGGAGUUUCAAGACCAUCUUUGCAGAACAUCUCAGUGACGAGUGCCGCCGGCGCUUCUACAGGGACUGGCACAAGAGCAAGAAGAAAGCCUUCACCAAGGCCUGCAGGAGGUGGCGCGACACCGACGGCAAGAAGCAGCUGCAGAGGGACUUUGCCGCCAUGAAGAAGUACUGCAAAGUCAUCCGGGUCAUUGUCCACACCCAGAUGAAGCUGCUGCCCUUCCGGCAGAAGAAAGCCCACAUCAUGGAGAUCCAGCUGAAUGGUGGCACUGUGGCUGAGAAGGUGGCCUGGGCUCAGGCCCGGCUGGAGAAGCAGGUGCCAGUCCAUAGCGUGUUCAGCCAGAGCGAGGUCAUUGAUGUCAUCGCCGUCACCAAGGGCAGGGGCGUCAAAGGGGUCACGAGCCGCUGGCACACCAAGAAGCUGCCUCGGAAGACCCAUAAGGGGCUGCGCAAGGUGGCCUGUAUCGGCGCCUGGCACCCUGCCCGUGUGGGCUGCUCCAUUGCCCGGGCUGGGCAGAAAGGCUACCAUCACCGAACGGAGCUCAACAAGAAGAUCUACCGCAUUGGGCGAGGGCUGCACAUGUCGGAUGGGAAGAUGGUUAAGAAUAACGCGUCCACCAGCUACGACAUGACCGACAAGUCCAUCACACCGCUGUCCCUCCUGGUGCACCACAGCCGCCGGGCCCUGGAGAACGUUGAGCUGAAGUUCAUCGACACCACCUCCAAGUUCGGCCACGGCCGCUUCCAGACAGCCCAAGAGAAGAGGAUCUUCAUGGGUCCGCAGAAGAAGCAUCUUGAGAAGGAAACGCCGGAGACCUCAGGAGACUUGUAGGCAGGAUGGGAUGGAGGGAGCCUGAAAAACGCGAUGCAACCCCUUCCUGAGCCCCCUAAUAAAAGCCAGAGGCAACUCCUCCA